Messenger RNA from Lates calcarifer (barramundi perch), 4545 nucleotides. Its product is annotated as solute carrier family 22 member 13. Gene Ontology annotation, biological process: transmembrane transport. NCBI's taxonomy places the organism in Eukaryota, Metazoa, Chordata, Actinopteri, Centropomidae. Gene Ontology annotation, molecular function: transmembrane transporter activity. Gene Ontology annotation, cellular component: membrane. Bases 1481 to 3121 code for a protein of 546 amino acids. The record is from RefSeq and is a predicted model, not a curated record. The transcript has 10 exons.
CCCGCAUUCAUCAAUUACACACUGUACAAAGCCUGUUCAUUGUAUUUAGUCAUCGCACAGUUAUUUUUAGGCGUGAGCACUCAGCCAUCACCUAGCAUGGUUACUACAGAAACAGAAGAAUCAGUCCGAGCCCAGAACAGCUCUUAUUGUAUUUGUUGGCUCAAAUAGUUGCUUGGGAGCUAGAAUGAGUUAUUUCAGUGUAAGACGGUAGAGAUCUUGGAAGGGAAAACAGGGGUGAAGACAAACCAGAUAUGAAGUUUACAGCAGAUAUUGUGGUAUCUUGCCAGAGAACACAGGACAUUAGACAUUUCUUGCAUACAGGCCAAAGCCUGCAAAGGUGGAAGCUUGUUGGAGAGCACCUGAAGCAGCAGCAACAGAGGAAGAAGGCAACUCCUCACGCAGUGCUCCAAGUGACUGUAAAACAGAUCAUCUUUUGACUGUACAGCAGAAACAGUAGACACAGAAUACUGGUAACCACCUGCAUUGAGUUAAGUUUCACUGACAGUAGCAGACAAAAGUCAGAGGUGUGGAGUCUGUACCUCACUGUAAUUCAAUGUUCAAACAGCAGAGGGCAGCAGAGGGCUGAUGUGGACAAUAGGCACUGUUUUAUAGAGAUGUUUGUGUAGUAUAUAAUGCAAAUAAACAAUGGGGUUUGCGCCUUAGGAUCAUAAAUGGCAGCACGUGCGAGUAAUGUUUAAAUGAUUUCUGUAGAAAAAACAGUACUGCAUCAAAUCCACUCUUACUGAAUCACAGCGCCUCGGUGGUGCUGUGACUCUUGCAUUGGAACGUCUUUUGUGGGAUUUUGUAACGAUGGUAUGGCCCUGCCCUAUAAGUAAAGAAAACAUCACACCGUACGCGCGCUCUGCUGCCAUUGACGUUCGCGGGUUUCUCCAGAUCAUCAUAUAUUUCUUGAACCGUUUGGAAACAUCCAGAGCAUCAAAACAGCACUGGCUGCACAUUUGCUGGACACCUAAGUUUUUUUUUUCUUUUCACUUUUUAAAUCAUAAUUUAAACGUUGGAGUCAACGAGGACAAUUUUUGCAUUUAGUUUUCCAGGCAUCAUGCCGAUACAUUUACUUUUCUGGUCUAUGUUUGAAUUCGAUCCUGCAGAUAAACUGAUGUAUCUUUGGGCAUCUGUCUGAUUUUAGAGCGUUGUCGGCCUCAUUUGGUGUGAACCCUUAUUUGGAGAGAAUCGAUGCCACCUCUGGCAAGAAGGUGAAAAAUGUGAUAUUACUUUGUUUUCUUCAGGUCAUUUCAAGACUCUUAAAGAUGGGUCAUGUUGGUUGACUGCAGAUGGACUGACCACGGUUGCACAUGGGAUUUGAUUUACCUUGUUUACCUCCUGAACAGCACAGAGCUCCUGACUGCCUCUCUGAUUUACAGUAUUGUGUGGUAGCUAUUUACAGUCAGCCUUCCGCCUCCUUCCCACUGGUUCCUCCACUUGAAGACCCACUCUCCAAACUGCCCUACAUUUCCCAAAUAUGAAUUUCGACCAGAUCCUCUCUGCCAUCGGAGGCUUCGGCAAGUAUCAGAAAAUUUUGUACAUAUGGAUUUGUUUACCCCAGAUUCUCCUCGCCUUCCACAUGAUGGUGAGCAUCUUCACCGGAGCCACGCCGCCGCAUCACUGCCGAGACAACUCGAGCUCAGCAGCCGGGAAUCAGUCCCUCCUCACCGACACGCUCAGCCUGAACUUGAGCCUCUCGGACUCCUCCUGCUUCUCCUCCGAUGUCCUGCCGCUGGGCAACCGGACCGAGCGCGUCCCGUGUGGCCAUGGAUGGGUGUACAGCAAGGAGACUUUCCAGAGCACCACAGUCACCGAGUGGGACCUGGUGUGCGACAAAGCUGGACUGAACAGUCUUGGUUCAUCUAUCUACAUGUUUGGCCUGUUGGUGGGAUCUGUGGUGUUUGGAGCCAUGGCUGACAGGUACGGUCGACGUUUCGUCCUGCUGCUGUCCAUCGCUCUGCAGACUGUGUUUGGAGUCGCUGUGGCCUUUGCACCCAACUUCCCUGUCUAUGUGAUUCUUCGCUUUAUAGUUGGCACAACCAUAUCUGGAGUCAUCAUCAAUGCUUUUGUACUUGGCACCGAGUGGACCUGCACCAAGAGACGCAUGCUGGCUGGCAUCAUCACAGACUAUGCCUUUGGCCUGGGCUACAUGCUGUUAGCAGGUGUUGCAUAUCUGAUACGAGACUGGAGAAAACUGCAACUGGCUAUAUCAGCCCCUGGCUUCCUGCUCAUCUUCUAUAUAUGGGUGGUUCCCCAGUCUGCCAGAUGGCUGUUAGCCAACGACAGGAGAGAGGAGGCCAUCGCACUCCUUCGCAAGGCAGCGCUUGUUAAUGGCCGAGUUUUACCUCCUGUUGCACAAGUUGAGAAGUGUGAGAUUUUAAGCGGAGGGAAGCGAAGUCACACGGCAGUGGAUCUCGUACGAACACCUCAGAUGAGGAAGAGGGCUAUCAUCUUGUUCUACAUCUGGUUUGUGAAUGUGCUGGUGUACUACGGCCUCUCGCUCGGCGUGUCCAGGUUGGGGACAAACCUCUAUCUGACCCAGUUUGUGUUUGGGUUGGUUGAGAUUCCAGCUCGUUCUCUGGUCCUACUCGUCCUGCCCUGCAGCCGCCGAUUCACCCAGACCGGUUUCCUGGCUGUUGGAGGCCUCGCCUGUCUGCUAAUGCUCACUGUCCCUGCAGAUCAUCCCAAUGUGCUGACUGGUCUUGCCAUGGUGGGGAAGUUCGGUAUAGCUGCUUCCUUUGCUGUAAUUUAUGUGUACACUGCUGAGAUAUUCCCCACUGUGCUACGGCAAACAGGAAUAGGUGUAUCCUGUAUGUUUGCAAGGAUGGGUGGUGUGUUAGCACCCGUCAUCAACAUGCUUUAUAACCACAGCCCCGUUACUCCUCUGAUCAUCUUUGGUACCUCCCCGCUGGUGGGUGCUGUCUUGGCCUUGGCUCUGCCUGAAACUGCUGACAGACCUCUUCCUGACACAGUGGAGGACGUAGAGAACUGGGAUAUGAGGUCGCCUUCUGACAAGGACAAUGCUGAGAUGUGUGACGGUAUUCACCAGUCAGUCAGCAGAACAGAGCAGGAGCAGGAACAGGAGCAGGAGCUACAACAUCUAGCAGGCCAGACUUGACAGUAUUUGCAUGAAUGCACACAUGCCAUUUUUCACACAUUAUACAGCCUCAACUUUGAUACCAGAUAUAGUACUUCAAACAUCCUCUAUGCAAUAACAGGUCAGGAUCUGAAUAAGAGCUCUAUGCAAGAAAGCCAAACACUUUUCAGCCACCAAACUAGCAUGCAGGUGCAUGCAUGUGUACACAAAGCAGGCAUUCAGUUCUGGUGCCAAGGCAAAUCAACAGCUUACUGUUUUACCAAAUGCAAGUAAACGCACAUAUUUGUCAGGAAUAGUCCUGUUUACAGUCUUUUGCAUUUCUCAGAAUUUAACAUUUUUAUUCGAAUUUUGAGAACUGGUUUGAUAUAUAAUGGACAUCUAGUCAUGUGGGGAAACUGAAUAGACAGUUCCCCUGAAGACUUUGCAGAAACACAGAUUGCAUAUUUGUAUAUAUUUCACCAGCUCAACUCAGACUUCUGAACAUGUGCUGAUGUGAACAAUCAGUCUGGGAAAGAAGAUUGGGCAGAAUGCCACUUCCUCUCUAAUGCAGUACACAAAAUCCUGUUGAACAACUAUUUUUAGGAAUUUGUAUUUUUCAGGACAUUAUUACAUUUUGUGCAGAUCGUGAAAGAAAAACACUAAUAUUUUUGUAUAGAAGUGUCUGUGGACUGUUUGUGGAAUAUCUUUGUCGUAUCUUAAUGCUGUAUCGAACAAGCAACUGCCUCGUUUUCUAUUUCAUGUUGUCAAACCGAGAAAUGAAACUAGUCAAGUGAGACUGCAUGCACUAGUUACCUAUAAUGCCUAAUGUAGCCUUUUGUUAGACAACUGUAGUUUGUUUGUAGUUGUGUAUGAAAACUGGAAUGUGACUGUGAUCAGCAUGUGAAGAGGUACUUGAUUUUAUCUUCUUUUUUUUUUUUUUAUAAGUUUAUCUUCAUUUUGUUACUCUGAUGUAAAAUUACCUGCCAUGAUGACUUGGAUCUGUGAAAUAUCUAGUACAUCUUUUUUAGUGUUUAAGGGCUGUUACUGCAUAUAUGAGUGAUAUAAAAAAAAACAAGCAUGGAUCAGAGGCAAAGGUCAUGUAGGAUUUUAUGUUACUCAGGAAAAGGGAUUUUAUUCAUCAAUAACUUUGAGGCCAGUAUGAUCUGGAAAAUAUAAAGUGUGUGGAGGGGAUAAGCAGCUCCUCCGCUGCAUGAAUUUAGAAAGCAUGCCUUACUGCUGCCCACAGCAUGUGGGUAUAUUAAAUCAACCACAGAUGUCACUCAAGCCAGCAAAUGAACAAUUUUAAAUUUUUUUUAUUGCAUUGAUUCCAGCCCAGUGCAUUUGCAACAAUGCAGCAAAAUACAAAACAUUAUCAACAAAUGGAAAUGUGCCACAAAAUUUGUACAACUGAAAUGAAGGCACUGUGUGCUGUCUGCAAUAAAACUGUUAAAACCAUAUUUGAAAAA